AUGAUGAACCAUCCUGAGCAACCACCGCCGCCACCAUCGCCGCUCAUCCGUAAACUUCACAUCCACUCCGUUGCAAACGGCGCCGGUCGAGAAAUCAGCCUCCAGAUCCAGACCUAUGGCGUCGACGGCGCUGACUGUGGCUUUUCUCAGCUUCUGUUCGGACCCGAGCCUGACACGUCCCCCGCCAAGAUAUCCCUCUUUGCCUCGCAAACACCAUCCGAGACUCAUCGCGUCCUCCUCAAGCUGAAGAGACCGGUCUGCUUUCAAUCUCACCACCACACUUUCCCACCAACCAGUAUCCGCCGUUGUUCACCUGGCACACGCCCGCAGCAGGAUCCUAUUUCCAUCAACCGCGGUACGGGUCUCCGUAUAGACUCGCUCACAUCCUCACCGGCAACCCGUGCGGGGGCCUGCACCCCCCGGAAGCUUGCUGAGCACGAGCAACAACAAGACUCUGCUCGCGUUUACGGCUGCAGGCGAAAGUCAAUUACCUUCGUCCGAAGUUUUGUAAGCAGCGUAAAGGUUGCAGGCAACACGCGGAAGGGGGGGGAAAAACAUCAGGAACAAGUGUGA
This is a messenger RNA of Colletotrichum paranaense, 573 nucleotides long. RefSeq lists its product as uncharacterized. The record is from RefSeq and is a predicted model, not a curated record. Lineage: Eukaryota; Fungi; Ascomycota; Sordariomycetes; Glomerellales; Glomerellaceae. The transcript has 3 exons. Bases 1 to 573 code for a protein of 190 amino acids.